CUCCUCGUCCUCCUCCUCCACCACCUCCUUCUCCUCGCUACUCGCUCACGUCCCAACCUUGAGCGGCGAGUUGGCCGCGGCCGAGAUUUCGCUCUCUCCAGGGUCUCAGCUCACCGUUUACUAGCCCCUUCUUGUUUUGUGCUCGUGGCCGACACUGGAGUGGAGAGGUCGACGUGUUGGACAUCACUCGCCCGCUCUGCUCUUCUUUGCGCUGCGCCUUCGGAGUCAUGGAUUCAUGAGUGUUUUUUCUUCCGACCUCAACCUCGAUCAAGUUGGAAAAAGAGUGUGCAUAACCUGCGACGCUCUCUUUCCCAGCUCCAUGUUUUACCCGGACUCUUUUCUAAGUACCUGGCUCCCCGUGCGGUUUCGCGGUUUGCCGCUCUGAACUUUUUUUUUUUAGAUUAUUAUUGGCGAAAUUUACGGAUUUUUUUCCGAAAAGGAUUUCGUUCAAAAGCCGGGAUUCCUGAAAGCCUGCCAACAUUUAUUCGUGAAAAGUGAUGGCCGAGCGGGGAGCUCUGUUGCUCCUCUCUCUCCUCUCUUGUCUCACCUUUCUGUGCACAAGGAGCACGGCGGCCAGGCAUGUCGACAAAGCAUCAGCAGCACAGCCUUUCAGCCCAUUCUGGUUCACGGUGGAGCCCCGGGACACAGUGGCCAUUCGGGGGAACUCUGCGCUGCUCAACUGUUCUGCACACAGCGAUGCAGCAGCACGCAUCGAAUGGAAGAAAGAUGGCACCUUCAUGAGUCUGGUUUCAGAUGAGAGACGGCGCAUACUCCCUGACGGCUCCCUACUCUUCACCCAUGUGGUUCACUCAAAGCACAACAAACCUGAUGAGGGCACUUACCAAUGUGUGGCCACCAUUGAAAACCUAGGAUCCAUUUCAAGUCGCACAGCGCACCUCUUUGUUGCAGGAAUGCCCAGGUUCGCCAGCCAGCCAGCACCUGCAAUUGUUCGUCAAGGUGACAGCCAAGUCAUGGCUUGUGAGGUCAACUCGGACCUUGUCCUCUUCACCCGCUGGGAGAAAGACCGUCAGCCCCUGGAGCUCAACUCGAGGCUGGUCCAACUACCCAGUGCUGCCUUGGUGAUCAGCAACGCCACAGAAAGUGAUUCUGGUCUUUACCGUUGCUUGGUGGAGAAUGUGGGCUCAUCAAAGUUCAGCGAAGAGGCACAGCUCCAGAUCCUGUCAGAAACCGGAGACGAUAGGAAGCUGGAGUUCCUUGUUCAGCCUGCGUCUGUGACCAAGGUCCUGGGAGCCAGCGUCUUGUUGCCCUGCGUGGCCACAGGUUUUCCAACACCACAUGUGCGAUGGAUGUUUAAAGAUAAACUUCUAGAGGAAAGUGAGGGCCGCAGGGAAUUGCUUGGAGGUGGCAGCCUUCAGAUUUCCAAUCUCACAGAGGACGACGCUGGCAUCUACACUUGUGUGGCUGAACACACCAAUGCAACAAUUGAAGGCCAGGCUCAACUCACUGUGCAAGUUCCUCCCCAAUAUGCAAAGAAGCCAGCCAACAUUUACGCCCAUGAGUCCAUGGACAUCGUGUUUGAGUGCGAAGUCACAGGUUCACCAGCCCCCACUGUGAAAUGGGUGAAGAAUGGCGACGCUGUUAUUCCAAGCGACUACUUCAAAAUUAUUAAGGAACACGAUCUACAGGUUCUGGGCCUGGUCAAAUCCGAUGAAGGUUUCUACCAAUGUCUGGCUGAAAAUGAUGCAGGAAACAUUCAAUCCAGUGCUCAACUCAUCAUCUUGGAUCACGACGUAGCCCUGCCCCCUCUCCUUCCCCCCUCACUGACUCCUAACACUACUGACCAUGUAACGCCAGGCUCUGGGGGUGUAGCUGGUCCAGCAGGACCCACUCCCUCCGCCCCCCGCGACGUUGUGGCUUCGCUGGUUUCCACCCGCUUCAUCAAGCUCACCUGGCGCCCGCCGGCUGAACCGCACGGAGACGAGCUAACCUACUCUGUUUUCUACAGCCAGGAGGGCACAAGCAGGGAGCGAGUUGUAAAUACAAGCCGACCAGGGGAGUUGCAGGUCACCAUCCCGAAUCUGAUGCCAGACACCAAAUAUCGCUUCAGGGUUGUGGCCCACAACAUCAAUGGUCAAGGAGAAAGCUCUGCGGGGCUCAAGGUGGCCACCCAGGCUGAAGUUCAAGUUCCCGGCCCGGCUCCAAAUGUGCAGGCGGCAUCAAAUACACCAACUUCUGUUUCUCUGAGUUGGGAGAAACCCGUCACGGGCAAUGGAGAGGUCCUCACCUACAAGUUGUAUUACACGGACAAAAGCAUUGGAACUGAACAGGAUGUUGACGUAAAUGGUCUGUCAUACACCAUGACAGGGCUCAAGAAGAACACGCAGUACAGUUUUCGUGUGGUGGCCAACAAUAAGCACGGUCUGGGUGUCUCCACUGAUGACAUUGUGAUCCGCACACUGUCUGAUGUGCCAAGUGCUCCUCCUCAAAACUUCACUCUGGAGGUGCAAAACUCAAAGAGCAUCAUGCUUCGGUGGCAGCCGCCGCCCUCAAAUUCCCAGAAUGGAGAAAUCACUGGAUACAAGAUCCGAUACCGUAAAGGAUCACGGCGAAGUGAGACAGCGGAGACCACUCGGGGGAACCAGCUUUCCAAGCUCAUUGAUGCUCUUGAGCGUGGGACAGAGUACUCCUUCCGGGUGUCUGCCAUAACUGUGAAUGGCACCGGCCCAGCCACUGACUGGACUACAGCAGAAACAUUUGAGAGUGACUUGGAUGAAUCCCGGGUCCCAGACCAGCCCAGUUCGCUUCACGUCCGCCCACUGGUGAACAGCAUCGUGGUGAGCUGGACGCCACCGGAGAACCAAGACAUUGUUGUGCGUGGCUACAGCAUUGGCUAUGGCAUUGGCAGCCCUCAUGCUCAGACCAUCAAAGUAGAUUACAAACAGCGCUACUACACUAUUGAAAGCCUUGACCCCAGCUCCCACUAUGUGAUCACACUCAAAGCCUUCAACAACGUGGGUGAGGGGAUUCCUGUAUAUGAGAGUGCCAUCACAAGGCCACAGUCAGACCCCAUAGACCCUGAUGUUGACCUGUACGAACUCUUCCAUGCUCCAUACACCCCAGUACCAGAUCCCACCCCCAUGAUGCCACCUGUGGGUGUUCAGGCCUCCGUGCUGAGCCACGACACUAUCAAAGUCACCUGGGCGGACAACUCGCUGCCCAAGAAUCAAAAGAUCACAGAUAACCGCUAUUACACCGUGCGCUGGAAGACCAACAUCCCUGCCAACACUAAAAUGAAGAUUGCCAACACAACCAGCUUGAACCACGUGGUGACAGGACUGAAGCCCAACACCUUGUAUGAGUUUUCCGUUAUGGUGACCAAAGGCCGACGCACCAGCACAUGGAGCAUGACAGCUCAGGGAACCACCUUUGAAACCAUUCCUAGUUCCUCCCCCAAAGACGUGACAGUGGUGAGCAAAGAGAACAAACCUCGCACCAUCAUCAUCAACUGGCAGCCUCCCUCUGAGGCAAAUGGAAAGAUCACAGGCUACAUCAUCUACUACAGCACAGAUGUCAAUGCUGAGGACCACGACUGGGUUGUUGAACCAGUGGUGGGCAACCGCCUUACUCACCAGAUCCAGGACCUUACUCUAGACACGACAUACUACUUCAAGAUCGAGGCUCGAAACUCAAAGGGCAUGGGCCCAACAUCUGAGGCUGUACAGUUUAGGACCCCAAAGACUGAAUCCUCUGACAAAAUGGCAAAUGACCAAGCCUCAAAUCUGCCAUCGAAACCUGGACCUCCAGGCAACCAACUCCCCCUUGAUCCUGGAUCAGCAGUUGGCAAAUCGGGGAUGGGAAACAGUGAAAAUCACAUCCUGGUCAUCGUUGUCAUCAUCUCCGUGGGAGCGUUCACCAUCAUCGUGGUGGUUGUGGGGGCCUUCCUGUGCACACGGCGCACCACCUCACACCAGAAAAAGAAGCGGGCGGCCUCCAAGUCCUCCAACGGCUCGCACAAGUACAAGGGCAACUCCAAAGACCUGAAACCGCCCGAUCUUUGGAUCCACCAUGAGCGGCUGGAGCUAAAGCCAAUGGACAAGUCCCCGGAGCCGAACCCGGUCAUGACCGAAACACCCAUCCCCCGCACCUCCCAAGACAUUACUCCAGCUGACAGCGGGAUGGAGAGCAACCCCCACCUGCAACAGAGGCGAAACUCCUUCCGUGGCCAUGAAUCAGAGGACAGCAUGUCAACCCUUGCAGGCCGGCGGGGGAUGAGGCCUAAAAUGAUGAUGCCUUUUGAUGCGCAGCCACCUCAGCCUGUAAUUAGCGCUCAUCCCAUCCAUUCCCUCGAUAACCAUCAGCACCAUUAUCACAUGGGCAGCCUGGCGUCGCCCACGCGCAGCUACCUCUACCACCAAGGCAGCGGGCACCUCCGCCCGCAUGCCUGCAGCCCCAUCUCCCAUCUUGACAGGGUGGACUCCACAGAAUCGGUGAGGAAUACACCUUGUUCGGAACCUCUUCCUCCUGCCGCCACCUCCUCGCAGGCUUCCUGCCCCUCAGAGAUCAUGGCGGACCCCGAGGGCAGUUACCACGGCUCUACCACCACAGAGGAAGAGUCCUGCUACACCAGCAACUUGCCGCCCAUGCGCUCGGGCCACCCGCACGCCCACGCUCACCCUCUGAAGAGCUUUGCUGUGCCUGCCAUUGCAGCUGCAAGUCAUCCUUGCUUUGAGUCGCCUGCACUGCCCAGCACCCCCCUGCUAGCUCAGACUGGGCCUCCCACACACCCCCAUGUUGUUAAAACAGCCUCCAUUGGAACUCUAGGAAGGACCCGAACGCCAAUGAUGGUCAACGUGCCCAACGCCCCCGACGUCCCAGAGACCAGCAAGAUGUUGGAGGAUGUAGAUAGCGUGCUUGCUUCCCUGCCUCCCUGUCCCUCCCCCGCCCCUCGCAGUAACCCUGUUCCUCUCCCUCAGAGCUACGAACCAGACGAGCUGACCGAGGAGAUGGCCCACUUGGAGGGCCUCAUGAAGGACCUCAACGCCAUCACCACAGCACCAUGAGCGUCUGCGCACACACACACGCGCGCGCACGCACACACACUAUACAGAUGAAGCAUUGGUACAGGAAAGUAAAUUUAAAAAAAAAAGAAUCCUUUGGGAGCAAGUGGCCCAUGGACAGAAAAUUACUUCUGUGCCCCCCCAUACACACCCUCACGAUCUCUUUUUUUCGUCCUGCAAAGAAAAAAAAAGAAAAAAAACUUCUAGGGACUUUUUUCGCCUCACCUUUCUCACUCUCAGGAAGGAGAUGACCAUUGGUGGGAAGCAAAGUGAGACGCUUCAUGUUUUUAUGAAGAACCAUUCUCGGAGACAAUGAACUCAAAUGAUUGUGAUCUUACUUCCUCAGCAAAAAUACAAACAUGUUUUGUUUGUUUGUUCGGUGCCACAUGACAAUGCACGUCUAUGUCAAAUGUCCAACAACAUGCUGGUAUUGAUGUUGGUCCAUACCGUUCCCGUUUUCUGUUUAGUUUUUUUGUUUUGUUUUUUUUGGGGGGGGGGUGCAUUUUUGUAUAUCUAUUGGGCUGUUUCAGUGGAGUGAACAUUGGACAUCCCCCCUCUUUACAAGUCAACAUUAUUCCGACAUAUAGUCAUGUAUGUUCGUAUCACCUUGUACCAUGAUUUUGUAUUGUUUUCUACCUUGUUGUAUUCUUUAUUUUUUACAUACAGUACAUAUCCUUAUAAACAUGUACAUAUGUUGUUUUUAUCUUCUAACAUUUUGCAGUUUUCUUUCCAGCGGGGUCUCCCUUCUAAAAGCCUUACCGCCGUGUUUGCAGGUUGGGAGGUAAAGGUGACUCAGACUCAGGGUGCUGCCCCCGCAAGGUCCUUCCCUCCUUGGCACACACCCUUACAUUGCAGUCAAACAAUCACCUACAACAGACCAGUUGUCUUUUAUACAAAAAAAAAAGUUUGUGAGUGUAUGUUUUGUGGUGUUAACACAACUUUCUGGUGCCCCUUCCUUAAGUGCAACAUUGUGUUUCUAUUACAUGUCAUAGACAUGUUGGCCUUUAGAAUGGGACUCCCACUGAGUUUAUGUGCAUCAUCAUUUUUGUAUGAAAAAAAAAUGUGUUCACAAACCCGAUGUCAAGUCUACUUUCCCAUCAUCCUGUUACCCAAAGAAAUUUAUGGUAGUCAUUUUUAAUCUCAACCUUUGUGAUGUUUCUCACAAAUAACCAUUAUCAUGAAUGUCAUUCUUAAUGCAAGAGAUUUUAACAAUUGGUCGCUUGUUUUUUUUUUUUUUUUUUUUUACGAGGGAGAAUGUACAAACAGAAUUCCACUGAAAUAGGGGUGUUGUUAAACAUCAAUAAAAACAGAAUAGAUUGAUUUAGAAAUUAUGUUUAACCCAUAUUUAAUUGAAUAUAUUACACAGACAAUAUAUUUAAUGUUUAAACUCUUAAACUGUUUUCAUUUACUGUCAUCAUCAUUUGACUUUUUAAAGCUGCAACAAGUGGCAAAAAAGAGAGAGAGAGAAAGUUGAGGAAUGCUCAUCAAACACUUGUUUGGAUCAUCCCACAGGUGAACAGGCUAACUAGAAACAGAAUUGCUCAGUCACAAGCAAAAAUGGGGCAAAGUACACCUCUUUGAUAACCACUCCAAGAGAAAAAUUGUCAAACACUUUAAGGACAAUGAUCCUCAAUGUACAAUUGCGAGGAAUUUAGGGAUGUCAUCAUAUAUAGUCCAUACUAUCAUCAAAAGGUUUAGAAAAUCUGGAGGAAUCAGCAUGUCAACGGCAAGGCUGAAAACCAACAUUGCAAGCGCAUGACCUUCGAUCACUCAGGUGGUGCUGCAUCAAAAAACAACAUCCAUAUGUAAAAACGAUCUCACCACAUAGGCUCAGAACAUUUCAGAAAAUCAAUGUCAUUAAAUACCGUUCGAGGCUACAUCCAUAAGUGCAACUUAAAACUCUACAAUGCAAGGCAAAAGCCAUUUAUCACCCAGAUACACUGCCCGCUUUUCUGCCUCAUCGAAGAUGCGCUGAUGCAAAGUGGAAAAGUGUUCUGUGGUCAGAUGAGUCCCUAUUUCAAAUUGUCUUUGGAAAUUGUGGACGCCCUGUCCUACAUUUCAAAAAGCAGCAUCUGUGAUAGUGCCAAUGGCACGGGUAACUUACACAUCUGUGAAGGCACCAUUUGUGUUGACAGGUACAUACAGAUUUUACAGAAACAUAUGCUGCCAUCCGAGAAAUUUAUUUUUCAUGGACACCCCUGCUUAAUUCAGCAAGACAAUGCCAAACCACAUUUUGCACGUGUUACAAAAGCGUAGCUUGGUACCAAAAGAAUGGCGGGUAUUGGACUGGCCUGCCUGCAGUCCAGACUUGUCUCCCAUCGAAAAUGUGUGGCGCAUUCUGACGCAUAAAAUACAACAUUGGAAACCCAGGACAUCCGAACAUCGAAAUCAGUACAUCAAGCAAGAAUGGGAAAGAAUUCUAGCUCCAAAACUUCAACAAAUGGUGACCUUAGUUACAAAACGUUCUUUGAAUGUUGUUAAAAGAAAAGGUGGUGUACCACAGUGGUAAACAUGACCCUGUCCCAGCUUUUUUGCAACAUGUUGCAGCCAUCUAAAUGAAUGAUUAAUUUGAACAUUAAACAUCCUGUGUUUGUAUUGUAUUCAACUAAAUGUAGGUUGAACAUGAUUUGCAAAUAAUUGUAUUCCGUUUUCCCAUUUAUGUUUAACACAAGAUCCCAAUUUCAGUGAAAUUGGGUUUGCAUGAUUAAAAACAACAAAAAGUAAAAUUUCAGACUCCAUUUGGGAAAUAAUCUUUUGAGUUGUUACCCGUUGAACCUGUAUUGCACUUUUUCACAGUUUUUGGAAAGAAAAUUUCUUACAUAUCUUGUGUUUUGAAUAUCAAAUGCUGUUUGUGUAAUGUAGAGUCCUAGAGGUAAAGCGGCAGGCAGCUGGUCUUGUUUUUUGUUGAUUUCUUUUGUUGUUGUUGUUGUUGUUGUUUGUUUUUCCUGCUCCAGAGAUGAUAUGAAUUUGAGAGGCCGAGUAUUGACUUUGCAGCUCAUGAUGAGGAAUUAUGUUGUUGCUUGUUCAUGUACAGAAUCUUCUUUGCUUUCUGUAGGAAAACUGAAAAUCAGUGGAUUUUUAGGAAAACGUUGAAAAACAUGGGGGAGUGUUUUGUUUUGAUGUUUUGUUUUGUUUUUAAAUUGGUGUAUACAACCUCUUAUGAAUACUAACAAAAUAAACGUUUCACAUUGUUUUAUUUCAUCAUAAAUAGCCAAGAAGGCAACGCAGGCAACAAAUUAUGUGAAAUUGUUAUAGCACUGGCCACAAAUUUACGCCUUCCCAAAUCUGGACAGAAAAUAAUUUUUAAAAGAAUUUCUCUGAGAAAGAUUUCAUAAAUGACUUUAAAAAAAAAAGUAAACUGACAAAAUGUGGUGGGUUCCUUCGAUGCAGAGGCUGCAUUAUUCGCUUUUAUGAAAUGAUUUAUUAAUAUCUGUGAUAUCAUGUUCCAAAUAAAAAGUUGUGUGCUCGAGAA
Messenger RNA from Hippocampus zosterae (dwarf seahorse), 8490 nucleotides. RefSeq names its product neogenin 1a (gene neo1a). Gene Ontology annotation, molecular function: protein binding. Bases 498 to 5021 code for a protein of 1507 amino acids. Lineage: Eukaryota; Metazoa; Chordata; Actinopteri; Syngnathiformes; Syngnathidae. The record is from RefSeq and is a predicted model, not a curated record. Gene Ontology annotation, cellular component: membrane. Gene Ontology annotation, biological process: cell-cell adhesion. The transcript has 29 exons.